This is a messenger RNA of Rhinocladiella mackenziei CBS 650.93, 2073 nucleotides long. RefSeq lists its product as uncharacterized. The transcript is spliced from 3 exons. Gene Ontology annotation, molecular function: molecular adaptor activity; GTP binding; GTPase activity. Gene Ontology annotation, cellular component: microtubule cytoskeleton; septin ring; cell division site. The record is from RefSeq and is a predicted model, not a curated record. The coding region runs from base 1 to 2073 and encodes 690 amino acids. Gene Ontology annotation, biological process: cytoskeleton-dependent cytokinesis. Lineage: Eukaryota; Fungi; Ascomycota; Eurotiomycetes; Chaetothyriales; Herpotrichiellaceae.
AUGAGACCCGGAAUCGGCUUUGAAAAUGCAGAAUCUCGUCCCCGCAAGUUGUCAAAUGCCGAGUCACCCUCGUUAACUAGUGACCGCUACAACGCACCUCCUACCACUUUCUUUCUCUCGCGAGAUCCUGAUGCUUCUAUAUCACCGCCUGAGCGAAGUGCGGGAGCGACCUCGUCUCCACCGGCCGUGAGCAGUCUGCAAGAUGCCAUUCAAGAGGGGGAUCGGACGCUGAAGCAUACAGCGCCGCCUCGACCAGCGGAAGUAAGAAGCGGGAGUCGGCGAAGAUCUACGAUCAAGCCCGGGAGCUGUGAACUAUUUCGAAGAGGGUCUUCGACCGCCAGUACCGAACCAGUUCAACCACCGCCCGACCGAGGAAUCACUCCGUCACCUCUCGCCUCUCGUGAUGUUUCCCUGCCGAGCAGCCCUAAAUCGGUCUCUUCCAGGUCCCUCCAGAAAUCCGAUGAUGAAUUCACGAACGAGGAAACGGGUAGCCAAGCCGUGGUGUCAAGCGAAGAAGACGAGGGGGAUGUGCCGGCUGUGGUUCAGGACAGUCAACCCGAGCUUAUCAUGCCGAGUAUCAAAAUGCCGAGUCGAAGGCCCUUUACACCACGAGGAAAGCGAUUGGGAAGGUUCAAGAUCAUGGUAGCGGGGCGCAAAGGUGUGGGCAAAACUUCGCUUAUCAAGUCAAUUGUCCAGCUCUGCGAAGACAUCGUCCAUGUCGACCCAGUGCCAUCGAAUUCCGCCCGGGCUUCUCAACGCGAUUCCCCCGGAUUAUUGGAGCUGGUCAAUGAAGUCUAUGCCAGUACCAAACCGUACCCGGCCUGGUGGUCCAAUGUCGAGGAAAGUCGGAUCCUGAGACGGAGGAAGAGUAUGGGAGACUUGGUAUUGGAGAGGAAUAUCUGUUUCGUGGAUACGUCGGACUCGGUCAAACUGGAGAAGAUCAUUCACUAUGCAGAACAGCAGCUUAUCAGUGCCAUGACCUCGGUAGGGCAGCUCACCAACGAGUUCUCGGGACUGCUCAGCGGGCGAGGAUCGUCGCAGGUGGACGUUAUACUGUAUUUGAUGUCGAAAGACGACAUCAAGGAGGACUGCGAACGGAUUCGACAUCUGUCUGAACUAUGCAACAUCAUUCCGCUGGUGGCCAAAUCCGAUCUUCUGAGUACAGAGGAGCAGGAACAAAUCAAACAGGCCCUUGAUGUCGGAAUUACGUCUCUACCUCGACUGCCUACAUCUCUCUCCUCCGAAGCAGAGCCCAAAGCGAUGGCCACGGCACCAUACACCGUGACGUCGACGAAUGGACCGGAUCUGGAUACGAUGGAUGCGUCUUUGCUGAUGUCGCCCGAGUACAUUCAACCUCUCCUGCCUUCGGAACUCGGCCUUCUGGUGGAACAAAUAUUCGAGCCGGAGACGGUCGCAUAUCUGCGGCACACGUCAGCACGCAAAUUGGUCGCCUGGCACGCGGCGCACCCCAAGUUGACCUCAAUUCCAUCCCCAUCGCUUCCCUCGGUGCACAACUCGACUCUGGCCUCGCCGCUGCAGACGUCUCUGAGCAACUCGGGCGUGUUGAUACCGGCGGGAUCAGAAGUGUCGCUCAACACGUCGAAUAGCUGGGCCUUGGCCAAAGUGGCAGACCACACACAACGGGAAGAGCGACUGGCCCAAGUGCGGUUGUCCAAGUGGGCGAGUGAGUUGCAACUCAGCCUGCAGCGUGAAAGGGAAAGGUAUGAGAGAUUGGCACGAGGAGAGCGAGCACUGUGGUUGGUGGAGAGAAUGGGAGAAGAAGUACGCGACGGCCGGAUUUUGCCGCAUGACCAUUCGCAUGCCCUGGUGCCCAAAGGAGGCAAGUCGGGCCUGGGAUUCGGUGAGGUGCCGAGCUAUCAGAUGCAUGACCCAUUGGGACUGCUCCGAUGGCAAGACAACAUGCGAACUCGCGGUUGGAUUGCGCUGCAGAUUGUGGGCAGUUUCGGGGUGGUCGGUGGGCUUGCAUUCUGGCUCGCGAAGACAUGGGGCUUGACCGCUACGAUCAAUGACUGGGCGCAAGGCUGGCACGGAACCUGGUUUGGGCAUGACUGA